This is a messenger RNA of Racocetra fulgida, 342 nucleotides long. The record is from the annotation of a GenBank genome assembly. NCBI's taxonomy places the organism in Eukaryota, Fungi, Glomeromycota, Glomeromycetes, Diversisporales, Gigasporaceae.
AUGUCUUCGUACAAAGCAAAAUCGAAAGUCUUAGAUGACAGUGAGGAUGACGAUCCUUCUAAUGAGUCAUUCGUUGCUUAUGGAACUGAACUUCCUGAUGUGACCACUUUGGGUGAAAAAGAUAAAGGAAAAUUUCAACCUGUUUGGAAACAAGAAGUUCGCGAUGAACAAGGAUUGCGACGUUUUCAUGGCGCUUUUAAAGGAGGUUGGUCUGCUGGAUAUUUCAAUACUGUUGGAUCUAAAGAAGGUUGGACUCCUUCUUCUUUUGUGUCUUCUCGCAAAAAUAGAUCAGAACGACAGGUUUUCAAACCCGAAGAUUUUAUGGACGAAGAAGACUUGGAG